Molecule: messenger RNA, 3373 nt
Organism: Aaosphaeria arxii CBS 175.79
Lineage: Eukaryota; Fungi; Ascomycota; Dothideomycetes; Pleosporales
Product: cysteine proteinase
Exons: 5
Coding region: 191-3169 (992 amino acids)
Biological process (GO): proteolysis
Molecular function (GO): calcium-dependent cysteine-type endopeptidase activity
Source: RefSeq, a predicted model, not a curated record
CAGAAAUGGAGUAGAGGAGAUAAUACGAUGCACAGUACAUCGAAUCAAUUCAUUAUCAACAACUUUCACCUUUCAAUUUUUAUCGGUACUGCUCAAUAGCUGUGACAUCUGAAUUCUGAAUUGGCCGCAUUCUGAUUGAAAAGGGUCGCAAAGAAUCUCCUCGCGCUGGCGGGGGACAGCAUCUGCAGUCAUGGCCGAUGCGAAGUUUGAGCUAGCAGCACAUAAAGCUGCUGCCAGCAGAUAUCAGGCUCAGAUGCACACUGCCACAACCCGCGAUGAAGCAGUCCAAUGGGCAAUCAAGGCAGCCGAGAGCCUCAUGGAAGCCGUGAAGGUAUCAAGGGUAGAUUCAGAGAGACAAGAUCUCAAGAAACAAUGCCGGGAAGUCAUGGAUUUCGGCCAACGUGUAAAACAAUCCGAGGAAUGGGCACCGCAACAGGCUACUUGCUCAACUUCGACCACCCAGCCCGCUCAGAAUCGCCCGUCACCAGGAAAUGCAUCAAAACUAGAGGAAAGACAGGAGAUCGCCUCGUUUAGUGAAACCAGCAAGAAGCAUCGAGCCGAAAAUUCUACUGAAUCCAGAAAUAUAACUAAUUUGACUGCUUCUGCCACCUACAAUAUGCAAACUCUGGAUAUAUCAGGAUCAUCCAAAACGACCACUACAAACCAACGAACAAGUAAUGAGCAAUCACGGUAUACGCAGUCAAGAAUGGAUCCAGCUUCUACCAGCCAAACAGCACAGCUCACGACUUAUCCAAACAAUACGGAUGUCCCACUCACGAAGGUGCUUCGCGUCAAGCAGUUACCUGCUCCCGCAUCAACGCGGAAACUAUCAAAACGAGAGACUAUAAUUAUCUGGCAAGCAUCGGCCGUGAACGGUUUUAAGUUCCCUCCAUGGGAAAAACCGCCUGCCACGUCAGACUUUGCUCAUUCGGGAGCUCCAUUUAUCGAUUCUCCCACCCUGAAUCUUUCACCGCAUCAGCAGGAGCUCUUUGCUGGGUGGGUACGAUCUCGUGAUGCACUACCACCCCCAUCGUUUACAACCGGUCCAGCCGGGAUUGGCGUUGACUCGACGGAGCCUUCAGCCUCUAUCGACCUGGUACAGGAUGCUGCCACAGAUUGUUCAGUAGUUGCUAGCUUGUGUGCUAUUGUCGCCCGAGAUGCACGUGGCCACAGCCAGAUGCUAGCUAACAUCAUCUGGCCAAGUGCCUCUGGUGAGCCUCUUGAUUCGCCGAACGGCAAAUACAUGUUUCGCCUCAAUGUCAAUGGAUGUUGGCGAAAAGUGGUGAUAGACGACCGUCUCCCACUGUCGAAUUCGCACCGUUUACUGCAUGUCAUUGAUCGGAACAACCCUAGUACUGCCUGGCCUGCAUUGUUAGAAAAGGCAUACCUUAAAGUAUGCGGCGGAUACGACUUCCCAGGAAGCAAUUCGUGUAACGAUCUGUGGACCCUUACUGGCUGGAUUCCUGAGCAGAUCUAUUUACAGGAGACUGACACUGUGCCUGAUCAACUCUGGAAUCGAGUGUUCAAAGGCUUCCUGUACGGGGACGUGCUUGUCACGGCCGGGACGGGCAAACUCACCUCACGGCAAGAGCGAGAUCUAGGGCUGGAAAGUCAGCAUAGUUACGCUAUUCUCGAUAUGAAAGAAACGGAAGAGGAUCAAUUUUUCCUUGUGAAGAAUCCGUGGGUCGAAGGCAAAGGCUGGCGUGGCCGAGCUCCUUCAAUAGUUCCUGGACUUCAGCCUCAGGUGACAGAUGCCGGGACCAAAACCGCAAGUGGAACUAAGCACCCUACGACCUUUUGGAUAUCCCUGCACGAUGUUAUCAGGCACUUUGAGAGUCUGUAUCUGAACUGGAACCCUGGCCUAUUCUCUCAUCGGCAAGAUGUUCACUUCGAAUGGCCCAUUGAGCAUCAACGGAAGUCCGGCCGUUGCGUGUUUAGAAACCCGCAAUUCUCAGUAUCGGUCAGGAAAACAGAUGAGGUCUGGCUACUGUUGUCGCGACAUGUUCGUGAUGCCAUCGUAAAGAACAAGCCUGACUCGAACGCGGCCGCGGGAGACGAUCAAUUACAAACCCAGCAAUAUACUACCAAUGAGCCGCUUCCAGGAUACAUCAGCGUGUAUGUCUGUGACGGCAAUGGCGAGCGAGUAUACAUGAAAGAGUCGUAUCUGGAGCACACGCCGGAAGUGAAUACACCCCAGGCACUCUUGCGAUGGCGGGCCCAUGCUAAUUCAACCUACACGGUUGUUGUUGAGCAAGAUGAGCUACCGCCUUCGACAUACUCGUUUUCAUUGUCAGCCUUCUCCGGGUCUGCGAUAUCUCUGGAACCUGUCAUCUCGAGAUAUAGCUUCAGCAAGGUGAUCGAAGGCGAGUGGACCAAACAAACUGUCGGUGGGACUGUUGAUCUACCAACCUACUUCUACAAUCCACAGUAUACCCUCGAGGUGAAAAGUAGGUGCUCUGUCGCUAUUCUUCUCCGAAGCGUGGACCAUUCUCAUCCAAUGCACGCCACUCUUGCGAUGGGCGACGGGAAGCGACUCUUCCGCCUACAGACUCGGGAUAUUCUUGCCGACUCUGGCGGUUAUCGCGACCAGGCAGUAUUUGCAGAGAUACGCGAUCUUGAGCCAGGAGUAUAUACCAUCAUUUGUUCGCUCUUUGAAGCCGGCAAGAGUGGCGGAUUUGUUCUUCAAGUCGAUAGCACCAGCGAAGUAGUGGUGAAGCAAGUACCACGGGAGGGCGCAGGCCUGAUACCCUAUUAUGGACUCGAACCGGCCUGCUUCGGUCCUGAGAUGGACAGGUUGGCCGCUCCGGUACAACUCCAUAGGCUUGCCAGGUUCAGCAUCGUGGCUCAAUUCUUACGAGCCAGGAGCCCGCAAGCAUACGACUUGGGCCUCCAGGCACGGAGCCCGUUGCUCCUGAGCGUCGAAAUGGGACGCGGCCCCGAGAAACGGAUUGUCGUACAGAGCGAAGGAGGACAGCACUCGGAUUCGCUCACUAUUCGUACGGGGAGUUUCGAUCUCAGCCUCAACGAUCAGGAUGGAAAGCAUCUCUGGCUCGUUCUAGACCGACUAUCGAAACCCAGCGGACCGGUGGAGGAGUUGUACGAGGUAAAAGUAUGGACAGACGUGCCUAACGCGUGCCGUAUUGGCAGCUGGCAGGCGUGGGACGAUUAAGACAAAUGUGGCAUUCUGCACUUGUUCUUACAUUUGUCGGGUAGAUGCAUGGUACAUGGCGUGUUUCUCACAACUGAUAGCAUUAACAUGUGCCAAAUGGCUUGAGACAAAUGAGACAAGGACUCGAACGUGCUUAAUUUGGUGAGGUCAAUCAUGCCUAUCGGGAUCUUCUUACGGAGAACGUACCUAGUGGACGAGUGGCUU